Dromaius novaehollandiae (emu) is the source of this 6082-nucleotide messenger RNA. It is a transcript of the gene MAP3K5, whose product is annotated as mitogen-activated protein kinase kinase kinase 5. The transcript has 31 exons. Bases 581 to 4747 code for a protein of 1388 amino acids. The record is from RefSeq and is a predicted model, not a curated record. Gene Ontology annotation, biological process: MAPK cascade; cellular response to stress; protein phosphorylation. Gene Ontology annotation, molecular function: ATP binding; MAP kinase kinase kinase activity. NCBI's taxonomy places the organism in Eukaryota, Metazoa, Chordata, Aves, Casuariiformes, Dromaiidae.
UUUCUGGCCGGAGGCGGGGCGAGAGGAGGAGCCUGGUGGCCGCGGGCCGCCUCUGCCCGGGCGGCGAGUAGCUUUGCAGCUGUCGCUCGGCUAAAUCGGGGACGCCUAAUAGCAAUCCCACAAGUGGUUCCUCCCCGCGGCCAAGUAAUUUCGCCCGGCGUCUCCCGGGAGAGGCUGGGGGCCGAGGCGGCCGGAGGAGAGCGACGCUCGGGGCUGAGGCGCGGCGGGGGGACCCCGGCGGCGGCGGCGGGAGCAGAACCGCGCUGCCGGGCCGGGCUCGCCAGGUAGCCCCGGCAGGUGACGCCGCUGGGCGGCGGGGGAGAAGGGAGCGGCGCGCGAUGGUGCCGGGCGCCGGUGCUGAGGGAGGCUGCGCUCAUCUCCCUGCCUGCGGCAGCCUCCGCUAGCCUCUGAGCGGGAGCCCCUCGCCUGCGCCCGGCCGCCUCUCCGCUCGGGCAGCUCGGCAGAAGCGCGCGGGGGCGCCAGGACCGUGUCCGUGCCGGAGCGGGCGGCGCAGCAUGGCAUCCGCCUAACCGCGGCCGCGGGAGCAGAGCCCGGGACGCGCGGCGGCGGCUCCGCCGGGAUGACUGACAGCGGCGAGGGGAUCAUCAGCCUGUCGGUGCCCAGCCCUCCGGGCGGCGGCGCCCCCGGCGAGGAGGGGCUCGGCAGGCGGGCGCAAGGGGCCGACGGUGCCCGCAGCCUCCUGCCCGACCUGCCUGCGCCGCCGGCCGGCACCACGCUGUGGGGCGAGGAGGGCGCUGCCGCCGCCUGCCCCGCCGGCUCGGGCAUCGCGGCGCGGGCCAAGGGCGGCGGCGGCAGACGGACCGCGGUCACCUACGUGAUCAACGAGCCGAGCCAGGGACCGCUGCUGGCGGCGGAGAGCGGCGCCCUGCAGAGCCUGCGGGAGGCGUGCGAGGUGGUGGGCGCCACGCUGGAAACCCUGCACUUCGGCAAGCUGGACUUCGGCGAGACGGCGGUGCUGGACCGCUUCUACAACGCAGAUAUUGCUGUGGUGGAGAUGAGUGAUGCGUUCCGCCAGCCUUCCCUGUUCUACCACCUGGGAGUCAGAGAGAGCUUCAGUAUGGCUAACAACAUUAUCCUCUACUGUGAUACAAAUGCUGAGUCUCUGCAGUCACUGAAGGAAAUUAUUUGCCAGAAAAAUAAUGUGCUACUCCUUCAAAAAUGGCCUGUUUUUCUUGAAUGGCUUGGUGCUAUUACUUUCAGUGUACAUCAUGUGAUGUGUACUGGUAACUACAUAUUUGUUCCUUAUAUGAUAACUCCACACAACAAGGUGUACUGCUGUGAUAGUAGUUUUAUGAAGGGACUAACAGAACUGAUGCAGCCCAGUUUUGAGUCGCUGCUUGGGCCUAUAUGUUUACCUUUGGUAGAUCGAUUUAUUCAACUCUUAAAGGUGGCGCAGGCCAGCUCAAGCCAGUAUUUCCGGCAAUCUAUUCUUAAUGAUAUCAGAAAGGCCCGUACCCUCUACACAGGCAAAGAACUUGCAGCAGAGCUGGCAAGGAUUCGACAGCGAGUGGAUAAUAUUGAAGUGUUGUCUGCUGACAUUGUAAUAAACUUGUUGCUGUCCUACAGAGACAUUCAGGAUUAUGAUUCCAUUGUGAAACUGGUGAAAACUUUAGAAAAACUGCCUACUUUUGACUUGGCCUCCCACCAUCAUGUGAAGUUUCAUUAUGCAUUUGCACUGAACAGGCGAAAUCUGCCUGGAGACAGACAGAAAGCUCUAGAAAUUAUGGCUCCCCUGGUACAGCAGGAAGAUCAAGUAGCUUCAGAUAUGUACUGCCUGGUUGGGCGAAUCUACAAAGACAUGUUUUUGGAAUCUGGGUUCACAGAUACAGAAAGCAGAGAUAAAGGGACGUUCUGGUUCAAGAAGGCGUUUGAGUCAGAGCCAACAUUACAGUCAGGAAUUAAUUAUGCAGUACUCCUCCUGGCAGCUGGACAUCACUUUGAUACUUCUUUUGAGCUGCGGAAAGUUGGGGUAAAGAUCAGCAGCCUGCUUGGUAAAAAGGGGAGCUUGGAGAAACUGCAGAGCUAUUGGGAAGUGGGAUCUUUCUUGGGGGCCAGUAUGUUGGCUAAUGACCACAUGAGAGUGAUCCAGGCUUCAGAAAAGCUGUUUAAGCUAAAGGCACCAGCAUGGUACCUGAAGUCUAUUGUAGAGACCGUUUUGAUAUAUCAGCAUUUUAAGAAACUGAAUCCAGAACAGCAUACAGCCAAACAGGAACUCGUCGACUUCUGGAUGGACUUCCUUGUUGAAGCCACAAAGACAGAUGUGUCUGUAGUUAGAUUUCCAGUUUUAAUAUUAGAACCAACAAAAAUCUAUCAGCCUUCAUAUCUCUCCAUCAACAGUGAAGCUGAGGAGAAGACUGUAUCUAUUUGGCAUGUGCUGCCUGAUGACAAGAAAGGUAUCCAUGAGUGGAACUUCAGUGCUGCUUCUAUCCGGGGAGUAAGCAUUUCGAAGUUUGAAGAACGGUGCUGUUUCCUGUAUGUGCUGCACAACUCGGAUGAUUUUCAAAUCUAUUUCUGCACAGAACUUCACUGCAGGAGGUUUUUUGACAUGGUGAACAGUAUAACUGAAGAAAUAGGGAAGAAUACAGAGGAUGGGGAAUGUGACGGAGACUCUCUGGAGUAUGAUUAUGAAUACGAUGAAAAUGGUGAGCGAGUCAUUCUGGGGAAAGGAACUUACGGCAUUGUAUAUGCAGGACGAGAUUUGAGCAAUCAAGUCAGAAUUGCUAUUAAAGAAAUCCCAGAGAGAGAUAGCAGGUACUCCCAACCUCUACAUGAAGAAAUAGCUUUGCAUAAGCACCUCAAACAUAAGAAUAUUGUCCAGUAUUUGGGUUCUCUUAGUGAGAAUGGCUUCAUUAAAAUAUUCAUGGAACAGGUGCCAGGUGGCAGCCUUUCUGCUCUUCUACGAUCAAAAUGGGGACCAUUAAAAACUAAUGAGCAGACAAUCGGCUUUUACACCAAGCAGAUUCUUGAAGGAUUAAAAUACCUCCAUGAUAAUCAGAUAGUGCACCGAGACAUAAAGGGUGAUAACGUGCUUAUCAACACUUACAGUGGAGUGUUAAAGAUCUCAGACUUUGGAACUUCGAAGAGACUUGCAGGAAUCAACCCAUGUACUGAAACUUUCACUGGUACCCUUCAGUAUAUGGCACCCGAAAUCAUAGACAAAGGCCCACGUGGCUAUGGGAAAGCUGCAGACAUCUGGUCUUUGGGAUGCACAAUUAUUGAAAUGGCUACAGGGAAACCCCCGUUUUAUGAACUGGGAGAACCACAAGCAGCUAUGUUUAAGGUGGGAAUGUUUAAAAUACACCCAGAGAUUCCUGAAUCCAUGUCUGCAGAAGCCAAGGCUUUCAUACUGCGUUGCUUUGAACCAGAUCCUGAUAAACGAGCUUUUGCUCAUGAGCUACUUAUAGAUGAAUUCUUGAAGGUUUCAAGCAGAAAAAGAAAGUCCCCAUCAAAGCUCUCAGUUCUUUCAGCUAGCUCAAACGAGUAUCUUCGGAGUAUAUCCUUACCUGUUCCUGUUCUGGUUGAAGAUACAAGUAGCAGCAGUGAAUAUGGCUCUGUUUCACCUGAUACGGAGUUAAAAAUUGAUCCAUUCUCUUUCAAAACAAGAGCUAAAUCCUGUGGAGAAAAAGAUGGGAAGGGAAUCCGGUCCCUUUUUCUGAGCAUCCCAGAUGAGAAUUUUGAAGACCACAGUGCACCUCCUUCACCUGAAGAGAAAGAUUCUGGGUUUUUCUUGCUGAAGAAAGAUAGUGAAAGGAGGGCCACCCUUCAUAGGAUAUUAACUGAGGACGAAGAAAAGGUGGUGAAGAACUUGAUGGAAGCUUUGGCUCAGGGAGCUGAAGAGCCCAAGCUAAAAUGGGAACAUAUCACAACGCUUGUUUCCAGCCUCAGAGAAUUUGUACGGUCCACUGAUCGUAAAAUCAUCGCAACCACUCUUUCAAAACUGAAACUGGAGUUAGACUUUGACAGCCAUGGUAUCAGUCAAGUGCAGCUGGUGCUGUUUGGUUUUCAAGAUGCUGUCAACAAAGUUCUCCGAAAUCACAACAUCAAGCCACAUUGGAUGUUUGCAUUGGACAGCAUAAUUAGAAAAGCUGUGCAGACUGCUAUUACUAUUCUGGUCCCAGAAUUGAGGCCACAUUUUAGUCUUGCAUCUGAAAGUGAUACAGCAGAUCAAGAUGAUAUAGAAGUUGAAGAAGAUCAAGAUGAGCAGCCUCAGAAUCAAACUAUCCAACAGCCUUGCAUUGUCAUGGAAGAUGCAAUAGCUACCUCAGGUGUGAGUACGCUCAGCUCUACGGUAUCCCAUGACUCCCAGGCUGUUCAUAGAUCACUGAGUGUCCAGCUGGGGAGGCUAAAAUUAGAGACAAACAGGCUAUUGGAAGAGUUGGUUCAAAAGGAGAGAGAAUUUCAAGUCCUCUUACAUCAAGCUAUAGAAGAAAAAGAUCAAGAGAUCAAAAACCUGCGUCUUAGGUCACAGCCAAUACAUAUUCCUGGAUUGUCUGUCUGUCAUCGUCAUUCCACUGGUGCAGGGACCGAAGACCCUGAUCUCAUAAACUGGCUGAGCGUCCAGGGAGCUGAUGAGGAUACUAUAAACAGGUUCUUGGCUGAAGACUAUACAUUAAUGGAUGUUCUCUGCUAUGUUACACGAGAUGAUCUGAAAUGUUUAAGACUGAGAGGAGGGAUGCUAUGCACACUCUGGAAGGCCAUCACUGACUUUCGCGAGAAACACGCCUGACACUGAAAUCUUUCUUUGCUUCUCUGCAGAGAGGAAAAGAUUUCCUUUCAGCACAGAGCAGGUGUGCUGUCAGAAGGACUGUUGCACUUUAAUCCAGUAUUUGUUUACCAAUGUUAAAAACACUGCAGCUUCCUGACUGCUUUUACUCCUACAAUCCCUGAGAAAUAUGUCAACAACCUGCAAUGUUGUUUUACUUUAAAUGUUUUUAUAUGGAAGUUUUUCAAAAAUUAAGACCCCCCCCUCCAAAAAAAGACUUUAUUAACUCAUGACCUAUUAAAGUAACCAGAUGUUAAUUUCAUGAAAAACUGAUGUGAGAUUUCACGUGACUGUGCAUCACUGGAGCAAAACCAAAAUGUGACGACAACUUCUCAAGUCUAUUUUUCUUUGUAAUAUAUCUUGGUAAUCUGUAGAACUUCAUAAUUUCAAUCAUGAUUAGAUAUUUUUCUUUUAGCGUGCAAGACCUAAAAGUAAUUGUUUUUACCUACUGCCUAGUUUAAUAUUGUUUAUUUUUGGUAACUUAAGUUCUAUGGUGCAUUUGUUUUAGAGCUGUUUAUGUACUACUGAACUGUACCAGUUGCAUACACCUGAACCAUAGUAAUGUUAGCUUGUUCUAAAGCUAUCUCUGACAUACACAGUUAAAAAUAAAGAGAACCUAAGAAUUACUUUUUCCUAUAUUUUUGGACUUUUAAAAUAAUAAAGGUGUAGAACUGGAAAAUAUUAGAAUAAAAAAGAGGAAAAAAUCAUACUGAGUAUCAAGGAGACCUGUCUGACAUGUGUUAAAGUUACUGUGAUUUUAGUUAGAUAAUCAUAGCAUUGAAUAUUUUCUGUUUUCCUGUUCAGUCUAACUCCAAUAUUGAUAGACCGCGGCCAAAAAUAAUUCUUGUCUGGAGAGACUCGAGAAAUGAAUAUCCAGCCUCCACGCACUGAAUAGUCAUUUUGGCAUGUUGUUUUCUUCUGCUUUUGUUUAGUCAAGAUGUCUUUUCUCAUACAUCAUGAAAAAGGACAGUGGAUGUUCCCUAUCCAUCCACACUGAGUGUCCCUCCAGUAUUCUAGCACUGGCUAACAUCAGAUUCUUCUGAGGUGACUGCAAAAAAUUCCAGUGAAUAAGACUUGACUUAAAAACAAGCUUCUUCAUAAGCCUUGGUAAUCAGUGAACAGCUUAUGCCCUGAAUUUUGCAGGUUUAACAAAUACUUUCAAAGAAAAUAAUUUUUUUCUAAACAGAUGUUGUCCUAACAUGUAUGCAGUAAUUUUUGCUGACUGAAAAACAACAAAAUUGUAUACAGAAAAAAUAGGCUGAACAAAGAACAAAUAAAUCAUUUUUUUUUCUCCCUGAA